This is a messenger RNA of Annulohypoxylon maeteangense, 438 nucleotides long. RefSeq lists its product as uncharacterized. The record is from RefSeq and is a predicted model, not a curated record. Lineage: Eukaryota; Fungi; Ascomycota; Sordariomycetes; Xylariales; Hypoxylaceae. The coding region runs from base 1 to 438 and encodes 145 amino acids. The transcript has a single exon.
AUGUCAUCGCAACGCUCCGGAGAGCAAUCGACUGCUUCACCGUGGGCAUACACUCUCUAUCCAGCAGACGCACCCGAGUUCUAUAUCUACGACAACCACCGCAAGAACCUCGAAGGAAACCAAGAGUUCACCAUUACCGUCAAGCGCCGUAGCGAGUUUUUCGGCGAGGCCGACUACGUGAAGAUCUAUCUUCUGGAGUGGGACCAAGAGGGUUCAAGAGGUUUCGUUCAUUGCGAACAGACGAGACUCGCGGGCACCAAGAAGAAGCGCUGGAACAGCCGCCGCUCCAUUACAUUCGAUGACCUCGCGAUGGUCUCUGCUGGCCUUUUCCGAAUCGAAGUAGAGAUCUGGAAGUACUGUGGAGGUCAACGACAUGACAUCCGCCUCGAUACCCUGAUCAGCAACGAUAUCGAGUUCCCCGAGAUUGUGGUUGAAUAA